CCCUGCGUACAACCCAGCGCGCGCACAUGCUGCCGGAAGCCGCCUGCUGAAAGGCACAGUGUCUCGGUUCCCAACAAACAGCUAGCGAAGGGUGCAGCGAAGAAGGAGAUGCGGUACUGCUGAGAAGCGAGGUUGGAGAUGUUCAGGUUCAUUUGCCAUGGAUACAGAGAUUAUACCAAAAUUCUCCUCCAUAGAUGAGGAGCUAGAAUACUGGAAAUCACUUGCCUUGAAGUAUCAAAAAAGCUGCCAGGAUGCACAUGAGGAACUAUCGGAAUUUCAGGAAGGCAGCAGGGAGCUUGAAGCUGAAUUAGAAGCUCAACUGGGACAGGCUGAACACCGAAUUAGAGAUCUGCAUGCAGAUAACCAAAGACUGAAAAAUGAGGUAGAAACCUUGAAGGAAAAACUUGAACACCAAUACACACAGAGCUACAAGCAGAUAUCUAUGUUAGAAGAUGACCUGGGUCAGACGAGAGCAAUCAAAGACCAACUGCACAAAUACGUGAGGGAGUUGGAACAAGCCAACGAUGAUUUGGAAAGGGCAAAGAGAGCAACAAUAGUGUCUUUAGAAGACUUUGAACAGAGGCUAAACCAAGCCAUUGAAAGAAACGCUUUUUUGGAAAGCGAGUUGGACGAAAAAGAGUCCUUAUUGGUAUCCGUCCAGAGAUUAAAGGACGAAGCCAGAGAUCUUCGGCAAGAGCUGGCGGUGAGAGAAAGACAGACUGACAUAACACGAAUGUCUGCUCCCAAUUCUCCAACGCUGGACUGUGAUAAAAUAGACUCAAGUGUGCAAGCAUCCCUAUCCCUACCAGCUACUCCAGUAGGAAAGGGGACAGAUAUUGGUUUCACAAGCCCAAAAGUUAUACCAAAUGGUUGUGGCAGCUCACCUUUAACACCAUCAGCGAGAAUAUCUGCUCUCAAUAUAGUUGGUGAUUUGCUAAGGAAAGUAGGGGCAUUGGAAUCAAAGCUGGCAGCCUGCAGGAACUUUGCAAAAGAUCAAGCAUGUAGGAAGGCCUAUACGCCAGGCAAUGGCAACCUGAUGAACAGCAACAAUACAAAGUUUUCUCACUCCUUACACACAACGUACUUUGAUAAAGCCAGGAAAGAGAUGGUCGUAUUUCCUGCACUUAUUCUGGCAGGACGGUAAACGGACUCGAUCAAGGACCACUCCCCGGCAUUGGCUCUCCCAGAUCGUCUCCCCCUCCUGGCAUGCUCCCGCUGAGCGUCUGACCACCACUGCGCCUUGCUGUUGGACUCCCAGCCUCCUCUGCUGCCACUUUCACCACUGACCCCUUGUCCCCCCGUUCCCCUCUGCACAAAUCACGCGAGGAGGCGUGAGGUUCAUUAACUGGUAACGCGAGGCAUCACCCCUUUCUGAGGUCAGCAGAGCACAUUACACCUUUGGUUUGCUGCUGCAUUGUGGGUAAUACUGACUUGCUACAAAAACUCUUCACUUUAUUUUUUUUUUUCUUCUGUUGGCACACAGUUUAAGAAGAUUGACAUUUUUUUCUUCUUUUAAGUAUUUAUGUUCAAUGACUUUUUUUUUUUUUUUUUUUUGACUGAAUGUUACGACGACACCUUUGCAAGGACAAGAGGUUUUAUUUAAGCACUUGUUUUAACCGUUCAAUAUUUAUGUUAAAUUAUUAUGAUGUUGGAUACUAACCCAUACACUUGUACGAUACGAAGGGACUCGAGGACGGCGACUCGCUCGCAGCUCUUUGUUAACGUGUCGCGUUUCUGUGGUGCCAAUCUGGCCGGGGGCUCGACGACGCACCCUGUACAGUUGGCCAGUGGGCUCGCCGCACCUCAUCCGUAGGCCCUGUGGCAGUGGCUCCCAGCCUUCAGCAUAAGAAUAUUCCACAAGAAGAAUUUGUGUCAUCUAAAUUUGGACCCCUUUAGGUGUGCAAAGUGGGCUUUGGGAUGAAGGCGACCGACACAGCACCCCCCCUUGCUGUGUUUUGGCCAAAGUGCCUUUUUUAUUUUUUUUUUUUGUGUGAGGAGCGUCGCUUUAACCCUUUUGGCUUUAGAUAGUGACGGUGACGAAGACAGAGGUGUGCACAUCUGAGCCCCUCUCCCGAUUCUUGAUAUUACGGUUCAUGGAAUGCUUUCUGCAGAAUUUGAGAUAAUCCUGUUUUGUUCAAGGUGGGGGCCGAAUGGGAGGAAGGGUCAUUUCUGUUUUUCUCUAACCCCCACCCCCUUUAGACUCGCACAUCCUGUAACCCCGCACUUUAUAUCACUUAACUGGGUGGGUGCCGUGGCCGUGCGCUUGGGACGGCUCUUCAGUACUGGACUGUCACGUUUAGGCACAAAAGAAAGACGGAGACUGAGACGAAAGUGUGCCCUGUGCCGCCCAUCGGUGCUCCUCCCCCCCCCUAACCCCCACCCAUCUUGUUUUCUCUUUGCGAGUAUCGGCGAGACCGUGUAUGUAAAAUAGCAAACAGUUUAGUUUUAACCGUUGUCAUUUGCUGACUGCGUAUUGUGACUAAUCUACCACUUGUACAUUUGUUCGGGUUGGGCUGGGGAGUUGCAUUCGUGAAGUUCUGUUUUUAAUGUGCCUCCGUUUGGUGGAUUUGUAAAGGAACAACCAACCAAAGCGCUCGUUAUUUUCAUCAAUCUACAAAAAGAAUAAAAAUAUAAUUGUGCUUGGUUUGGUAUGAUCUUGUCAAAGUUGCUCAUUAUGAAGCAAAGGCCAUGAGACAAAAUGGACUUUGUAAUUGAAAUUCUGUGCUUAUUUAAUUUAAUAAAGACGGUUUAUUUCAAUUCUU
Messenger RNA from Erpetoichthys calabaricus (reedfish), 2762 nucleotides. RefSeq names its product nudE neurodevelopment protein 1-like 1b (gene ndel1b). The record is from RefSeq and is a predicted model, not a curated record. Gene Ontology annotation, molecular function: microtubule binding. Gene Ontology annotation, cellular component: centrosome; kinetochore; kinesin complex. Gene Ontology annotation, biological process: vesicle transport along microtubule; establishment of mitotic spindle orientation; cell migration. Bases 158 to 1144 code for a protein of 328 amino acids. The transcript has 10 exons. NCBI's taxonomy places the organism in Eukaryota, Metazoa, Chordata, Cladistia, Polypteriformes, Polypteridae.